UCAGUAAAAAGGCACAAGCUGGACAGCUCCCAUAACUUAGCAGCAUCGGACGUUUCGCAGUUCAGAUUUUUAGUUUUUGCAGCUACUACGAUUUGAAGAACUUUCGAAGUGGAAAAAAAGCAGUAUGCUAUACUGCUGGGGUGACAAUACAAAUGGGCAGCUAGGGUUGGAGCAGGUCACGACACUAGCGUCAACUCCCACCAAGUGGGAUUAUUUCCAAAGAAAACAAUUACGUGCAGUGGGUUGUGGAGAAAGGCACACAUUAUUCCUGAGCAGUGAUGGACUAGUGUUCUCCUGCGGUGCCAAUGAGCAGGGACAAUGUGGCAGGAGGGAUGCUACGCGCAUAGCCCAAAUUCAAGCUCUGGAAACCUUUAAAAUUCUUCAUGUAGCCUGCGGAAAAGAACAUUCAUUGGCCAUUUGUGAUCAGGGUGAUGUCUUUGCCUGGGGAUGUGGAAGCAAUGGACAGCUGGGUUUAGCAGAAACAAAGACAGUCCACAUCCCCAAAAAGAUUAAAGAGUUUUCCAGUAUCCAUGUUAUACAGAUCGCUUGUGGACAUCAUCACUCUGUGGCACUUUCUAAAGAUGGUAGAGUCUUCUCUUGGGGACAGAAUAAUCACGGUCAGCUUGGUCUUGGUAAAGGAAUAUCUACUCAAGCCACACCUGUGCAGCUGAAGUUCCUUUCUGGACUUCCACUGGCACAGAUUGCUGCAGGAGGGGCACACAGCUUUGCACUGUCCUUGUCGGGGACUGUUUUCGGAUGGGGGAAUAACAAUGCUGGACAACUAGGAGUCGGAACUGGCACUAAAGCGGUGUACUUUAAGCCAUGUUUAGUAGCUGAAAUGAAGAAGAUUGGUGUUUCCUUUAUUAGUUGUGGACAAGAUCACACAGCAGUACUCACCAAGGAUGGUAGUGUGUAUACCUGUGGAGAUGGUAUCUAUGGCCAGCUUGGACAUGGCUCUAAAACAAAUGAGUACAGUCCACGGAAGGUGGAGCUGCCUGAUGGGAAGAUUUCUCAGCUGACAUGCGGCAGCCAUCACACUGUAGUCUACAUUCGUGAUUCUGAUAUGGUAAUUUCUUUUGGACAUGGGACUCUUGGACAGUUGGGAAGUGGUACAUUAUGCAAUGAGGCACAUCCUUUAACAGUUAUUCCCACCGGGAGUAAUGAUGCAGAUGAAUCCUCUCUCACAACAGAUUUCAAGAAUGCUACUGUGAAAAUCAUUUUUGCUGGAAUGAAUGUGAACUUCAUUCAGACUCUGACAUCCCAGGAGAUGGCUGAUGCAGACAGUUUCCCGGUCAGCUUACUGCAAAUCCCCAAAAUUACUGCAUCAUCUGUAGAGCAAUGGUUGGCAGUAAGAGAUGGAAGCCAAGAAAUGAUCCAUGCUGAAAGAGAGAUUGCUUCAAUUUUUUCUUCUUGUGCUGCCAUUAAUGCCAGUUUUCUAAAACUAAGGACUCCUGAUAGCCUGGAAGUCUGCAGUGCAGAUCUUGGUGUGGAUUUGCAAGCUGCAAGGCGAACAUUAUGUAAACUAACUGAAAAAACUUGGAUUGCUAACAAGAUACGUUUUAGUUUGCAGCAACAGUUGAUUCCAGCUCUUUUGGAAACACCACCUCACAAGGAAGCUUGUACAAUUUUUCUUGUACUCCCUGAAUGUCCGGUGAUGCAGAAUAAUCUAUAUUGUCAGUCCUUGAUCAUGCCGUUUGCUCAAGCCAUUGCAAAACUCAGUCCACCACGAAUUAUUGCUAAAGCGUGGUCUUCACUGCCACCAUCAUCUCUGAAUAAGCAGGUGAUGAUGUUUAAACAGACAGUAGUAGAUCUUAUGCAAACAUGGCACUCCACUCCACAGCAAAACAAUGAUAUGAAAACUUUAUUACGUGUGCUCAAACUACUUUACAAGGCAAAUGCCAAGGCCCAGUCACCCAUUCCUUUGAAGAAAUUCUACAUUAAGGAAAUUCCUCGGUACUGUAAUUUCCUUGUAGAUCUAGUCAAAUGGAGAUGGUGGCAGAAACAACCUGAAUCUGUUAAUGAGGACACCGUACCUUUCAUUUUAUGCCGCUUUCCAUUCAUACUGGAUUUAGUAGCCAAGGUGAACGUACUUCACGUGGACGCAGUGCUUAAACAACUGACUGCCGAAGAGCAAAUCAUACGUUCAUUUAAUUAUGAACUCAUUCAAGGGAAUUGUCCUUCGCUACCAGAGUUACCUGUAUUUUAUCUGAAAGUUAAUAAAAAGAACAUAAUAGAGAGCACUCUGCGACAGCUGAAUGUUGCCGAAGACAGCCACUUUCGAAAACGAUUGGAGGUUGAUUUUGUGGAAGAAGAAGGCCUUAACCAAAGGCAGGAAUUCUUCCUAUAUGUGUUUGAAGAACUAGUUCAACAGAAUAAUGAACUGUUUACAUUUCUAGAUAAUGAUACAGUCAUUUGGUUUCCUGCAGAGAGAUCCAGAGAAGUGCCUUAUAAACUCUGGCGCUCCAAUCUCAGUCAUUUGAAGUGGGGAACCACAAAUGAGAAGACAAUCUAUGCAAAGCCAUCAGAUGAAAAGAAAAUAUAUUAUCUCUUUGGAAUUUUAUGUGGCCUUGCCUUGUACAACUGCUGCAUUGUUUAUCUGCCUUUCCCCCUAGCACUGUUUAAGAAGCUACUGGACAUCAAACCCACUUUUGAGGACUUUAAAACCAUGGACCCUAAUUAUGGAAGGUCAUUGCAGUAUCUUUUAGACUACAGCUGUGAUAAUUUUGAGGAAAACUUCACCAUUUUCUUUGAAGCAUCCUGGGAUGAGACCGUGGCAGAACUAGUCCCUGGAGGCAAAUCAAAGCCUGUGACUAACGCAAACAAGAAAAAGUAUGUUGAUGCAUUUGUGGACUAUGUGUUCAACACAUCAGUGAAGACCAUCUUUGAAGAAUUCAAAAGAGGAUUCUACAAGGUGUGUGAUAGGGAGAUUGUGGAGUUGUUCCAGCCAGAAGAACUGAUAGAAAUAAUGUCUGGAAAUGCAGAUUAUGACUGGGAUAUACUGAGAAAGAACGCGGACUACAGAGGGGAGUACCAUCCAAAACACACUACAAUUAAGAUGUUCUGGAAAGUGUUCCAUGAAUUGCUGCUUAAGGAAAAGAAAGACUUUCUCCUAUUCCUUACAGGAAACAGUCGUAUCCCAGUUACAGGAAUGGAUUCUGUAAAGAUUGAGAUCAGCUCAUUCAAUCCAGUUUCUCCUCUUAGUACAGACCAUCUUCCAGAGGCACGGACCUGCUUUAAUUUGUUGCUACUUCCCAAAUAUGAAACUGAAGAAAUUCUCAAAGAGAAGCUUUUAAGGGCCAUAGAAUACAACCGAGGACUCUUCAGAGACUAAACAUGGUCUUAGAUAAAACUUUAUUGAAAUUACUCAUAACUGAAAAGAAUUCUUAGCAACUACCUUAUUUUUUGUCCAUUAUAAUCUUAGCAUUAAAACAUUCAAGAUAAUUUAAGUGUGUUUCCCACUUUUAGUUAUACAAAUUUUUUGCACUAAUGGUAUUAAACUGUAAUGUGUAGUCUGUUUUGAUGAAAAUAGAAUUUGUCUUUAUAGUUUUACAUAAACGUAUUUAUAAAUGUUUACACAUUAGGCACUGAACUUUGACAUCUGUUUAAUAUUUUUAAUGAAAAAAAUGUGUAAUGUGAACCCAUUUUUUUGCAGGAAAGAAAAUGUGGCUAUUUGUGUUGAAAUGGACAUAUAAUUGUAAUAUGCAAGCAAUGGACAUUGUUGUGUAGCAGUGACAAAACUGCAAUAUGCUGCACAUAAAUGUAGAGUGUACUAAAGGAAAUUCAUAUUCACCAAAAUUGUUAGAUCUGCUUUAAUACAGCACUAGAAAUGGAAAGAUUUCUUCUGGGGCUUUGAACUUGCUUAUGUUUAUUUUUGCUUUUGUACAAUAAACCAUGUAAAUUGUG
Messenger RNA from Protopterus annectens (West African lungfish), 3903 nucleotides. RefSeq names its product probable E3 ubiquitin-protein ligase HERC6. Lineage: Eukaryota; Metazoa; Chordata; Ceratodontiformes; Protopteridae. The transcript has 24 exons. Bases 125 to 3331 code for a protein of 1068 amino acids. The record is from RefSeq and is a predicted model, not a curated record. Gene Ontology annotation, molecular function: ubiquitin-protein transferase activity.